Messenger RNA from Xiphophorus hellerii (green swordtail), 7773 nucleotides. It is a transcript of the gene tet2, whose product is annotated as tet methylcytosine dioxygenase 2. Gene Ontology annotation, molecular function: DNA 5-methylcytosine dioxygenase activity. Gene Ontology annotation, biological process: chromosomal 5-methylcytosine DNA demethylation, oxidation pathway; positive regulation of transcription by RNA polymerase II; myeloid cell differentiation. Gene Ontology annotation, cellular component: nucleus. The record is from RefSeq and is a predicted model, not a curated record. The coding region runs from base 523 to 5802 and encodes 1759 amino acids. Lineage: Eukaryota; Metazoa; Chordata; Actinopteri; Cyprinodontiformes; Poeciliidae. The transcript has 10 exons.
AAAUCCACUCCAGUGCUUCAGGGCAGCCAUCAAAGUGUUCACUAUUGUGUACGGCUGAGGAAGGAAGAAAAAAAAGAGGGAGCUGAGGGGGGGAAAGAAAACCUGUAUCUUUGUGUGAGAAGGACUCAGCAGGAAAGUGUUUUUGUGAAUUAAUUUUUUUCUCUUUUCAGAGGUUGUUACCACAGAGGGGCUCUUCUCCCCGAGCUACAGCAAGAUUUUAUCCGCUUUUAUACUUACCAUAGCUGCCUUACAUUCGACUGACACACAAGUGUGCUCCUCCAGCCGGCAAAACAGCGACACCCGGGCUUCUCCUGAUGAUGAGAGCCAACGUCAGACUGGUUUCCAUGAAUAUUGAUGUGGAGCAUAGACUGUUUCAUAGAACAGAAGGAGGCAAGAUGGCUGCCCUUUAGGAUUUGUUAAAGAGGCGAUCCAGACAAUUUGCUGGAAUUUCUACAAAGUGGAGGGACAUAAACAGAAGGUGGGACAAAGGGCAGCCUGAUGUAUGGGCUCUGAGCAGGACAGAUGGAAACAGAAGAGGCCAAACAUGAGGCGGAAGAAAGUUUAAUGUUGGGACAGUUCGGAACAUCUCACCAUCAUUCUCACAAAUUCCAGAAUGGAGCUCGGUGUUCACAGGAGGAUACUGUGCAGAUCAGUGACAGUGAAAGCUGGAUUACUGGUGCGGUACAUUAUGAACCCAGCAAAGCUGCUGGCUCCAUGAAGAGAUACAGAGAGAACUGCAACAUUCCUGCUUCCGAACAAGCAUUGUUCCAAUCGGGAUUCUUCAAGAUGAACGGAGACUUAAUGAAUGGAGAGUUGAAGCAUGGAUUCGCAGAGCAGUCCUUAGCGGUCCACCAAACUAAGAAAAUAAAAGUAGAUGGUGACAUGAAAGAAAACGGUGACUCAAGCCGUAAUUUUGUGAAAAACUUCUCUGAGUUGACAAAGAAAACUGAAAUGGAACAGACUUCUGCUCAGACUGAUAUUAAUUUUGAUAUAAGAAACUGUCACAUACCUAACAGGGAUAUUUUCAGCCGAAAUAAGUCUGUUCCAAAUGGUGCUGUAUCAUCUUCCUCAACCAUAGAAAGUACUCCCGGUGAUCUGUUGGAAAAAACCUUGUCUCAGUAUUAUCCUGAGCAAGUUUCUAUUGCAACACAAGCAUCUGGAUCACAGCUGGAUACUGUCAAUGACUCACUCGCCACACGCUCGGUUGGUGAAGGUGCUCAACCUCCUGCUGUAACCUCAGGGCUGUCAGAGUCGCAGCAGCAGCCACCUGCAACAUCCGCAGAAGGUGUUAACAGCUACAACUCUGGCAACUAUUUAGUAAAUGGAUAUUCUAGUAACUUUGGAGUAAAUCAACAGCAACAGCUUUCAUCUUGCUCUGGUCAAGAGAUAGUUCUGGGGGCACAACAGCAUCCCAGUGGGGCACAAUGUUUUCCAGAUAACACAAACCCUCAAGGUAAAUAUACAAAAACCCAGCAGGAAUACAACCCAAGGUCAUUUCUGAACCACAAUAACCCCUCGCAGGCUGCAGAGGCAGGUGGAUAUGGAUCUCUUCUUAUUUCUGGUGCAAAUGAGAACAGCCAAAAUGACAAUGGAGCUGGUCUGUAUCAUGACACCAGCAUGGGACUCCAGUAUGGGACUCAAGGUCAGAAUUUUCAGGAUAACUCUGGGCGACAGCAUCAACCUGAUGGUCAAAUGGGAAACAGCCUCCAGCAGAGCAGUAACUCUGUGUCAGUAAACGGUGUGGAGGAUACACAUCAACAAAGAGUCAACAUUUCAUGUUCCACUCCCAGCCAAACUAAUUGGAUAGAAAGGAAUCUUUCACAUUCCCAGCAGCAGCCAACGCAGUGCACAGCAUCCCAGGCAAAAGAGCAAGAGCUGUGGAGAGCUAAGCCUCAGUCAGAACAGCAGACCACCAGCCCCCCAGUUCAAAACCAGAUACUGGAGCCAAACCAAGCGCAAAGGUACAGCGAAACGCAGACACAAGGGCUUUUUACAGACACCAGCCGAGGGUCUAACAGCUCGCUUCAAAAACAGCCAGACUGCCUACCUGCUCACAUGCAAUGUGCUUCAGUUCAGCACAACACUGCCCCUGAGUGGCAGCAGUCCAACUCUAAAGCACCUCAGAUGCAGCAACAUUUACUCCAGAAAAUGCCUGAGACAAAAAACUUCCCUCAGAAUCAGCAAUCUAACUGCUACCUCUCCCCAAUGGAAUCAGAGCACUUUCACGAGGACAAAGACUUGCAGGAGAUAUUGUCAGUAGAGUUUUUAACAACACAACAGCAGCACUGUCAUCUUCAACGCCCGCUGUCCCACCCACCACAGUUUGAAGCCCAGCAGCUCAAAUCUCCUACCUACCGACCUCGCAGCCAGCCUCCACCAGGCCAACACCAGCUUCAACCAGAUCAGCCUUUCAGUAACGACCAUCAACAUACUGACCAAUCAGCAUUCGCCUACAAUAACACAGAGAUGCAACAACCACAACAUCAAAGACAGUGUCUUGAAAACUCAGGCAGCCAAAACCUCAAACAGUUUCAACCACAGCAGCCUAACAACCACUGCCAUGAGCCCAACCAGGUGGACUUAGCCCAGACUUCUUCACAGUCACAACCUCACCUACCACAGGGUCUGUUCAGCCAACAGUCAGGAACACGGAUGUAUCCCAAAGCUGAGGAGCAGACGAGGGCUUCUUGCACUCAGUUCCAAACUGGACCUCGACUACCUCUGGGACCAGCAGGUCCCCAUGUUGACUUUCAGAGGCAUGCGGCUCUUCGCAUGCGUCUAUUACAAAGGCAGGAACGCCAUGGCCCUUCUCAACUCCCUCGAAGCCCAGUUGACUCCAAACAAAACCUUGGAGCUGUAAAACUGGAAAACAGCCCCAGAUUCGAGCUGCCCACCUCACGGCAGCAGGAACAGCCGUUUAUGGCCCGUGAUUCAGGGAUGGGUGGGGUCAAGAUCAAGACUGAAAGUCAACAAUCACUAUGUGUUCAAGACAAGAAACCAGGGAACAUUCUUGCCUCUAUGGAACAAAGCUUGAGGCAGUACAAGCUCUCAAAUCUAUUCGAGAAGAAACCUCUUGUUGUUAAUUCAUCAAAUAAAGUCAAAGUGGAAUCCUCAGGGGCUGUCACCAUACUAUCAACAAACAUGGAUAUGAGUGGGACAGACUCAACGGCCACAACAGCUUCUGUUCUGAAAAAUACCCUGUUCUCCACUCCCAAGAAGGAACAACUCCUUAAAAAUUUCAUAGAUUCCCCCAUGAAGUUGUUAGAUACCCCCGUAAAGAAUCUUCUGGAUACCCCCAUGAAAACUCAAUAUGAGAUCGCAUCAUGCCACUGUGUUGAUCAAAUCAUUGAGAAGGAUGAAGGUCCAUAUUACACUCAUUUGGGCUCAGCACCUACUGUUGCUGGCAUUCGAGAGCUGAUGGAGAAAAGGUCUGGCAUCACUGGACGAGCCAUCAGGAUUGAGAAAGUAAUUUACACCGGCAAGGAGGGGAAAAGUACACAAGGAUGCCCCAUAGCCAAAUGGGUGAUUCGGCGAGCAAGUGUAGAGGAAAAGCUACUGGUUUUGGUGCGUGAGCGUACUGGUCACAGAUGUGACACUGCCUGCAUCAUAAUUGUAAUUCUGGUCUGGGAAGGCAUCCAGCCCAGCUUGGCUGACCGCCUCUACCUCGAGCUGAGUGAAACUCUAACAAAACAUGGAGCUCAUACGCAGAGACGCUGUGCUUUCAAUGAGGAGAGGACCUGUGCAUGCCAGGGCUUUAAUCCUGAAGCCAGCGGUGCGUCUUUCUCUUUUGGCUGCUCUUGGAGCAUGUACUAUAAUGGCUGCAAGUUUGCCCGAAGCAAAAUCCCAAGGAAGUUUAAGCUACUAGGAGAUGAUGUCAGAGAGGAAGAGAAUAUUGAGAAAAGUUUUCAGAAUUUGGCAACAUUACUGGCUCCUUUGUAUAAAAUUAUGGCCCCUGAAGCCUAUGGAAACCAGGUAGAACAUGAACACAGGGCCCCAGAUUGUCGCUUGGGGAUCAAGGAGGGACGACCUUUCUCCGGAGUGACUGCAUGUUUGGAUUUUUGUGCCCAUGCUCAUAGAGACCUCCACAACAUGCAGGGAGGAAGCACUGUGGUGUGCACAUUAACGAGGGAGGAUAAUCGAGAAAUCGGAAAGAUACCAGAAGAUGAGCAGCUCCACGUCUUACCUCUUUACAAAGCUUCUAGCACUGACGAGUUUGGCAGUGAGGAGGGCCAGCAGGAAAAAAUAAAAUCAGGGGCCAUUCAAGUCCUCAGUGCCUUCCGUCGUCAGGUGCGCAUGCUUGCAGAGCCUGCCAAAUCUUGCCGGCAGAAGAAACUGGAUGCGAGAAAAGCGUCUGCCAACAAGAAUGCCAUGCUGGAAAGCUCAAAUGAUAAGGCAGAAAAGGCCCUUUUGGCCAAGUCAAAGGCUGGCACUUAUGAGAACACUGUCCAGAGCACUCCAUUUACAGGUGCUGUGGGAGCCCCCCUUCAGUCAGGUCACCCAUCAUAUCCCCUCGGGGUCAUGCCGCAGCAAAUUCAGCAGCCACAGGCCAUGUGCCCCCCUUACCCUUCCUCACCAAACACUGCUCUCCCAAGGUUCUCUAACAGUCCUGGCUCUUUUCCAGGCUCUCCAAAGCCAGGAAGCAUGUACCUCGCUCAGCCAUCAACACCUGCCAGCCAUUUCCUCUCUUCACUUCCAAACUCAUACAUGAAUGGGCCAAAUCGUCCACAACCAGGUCACCAAUGUAACGGAGGAAUGCCUGUUGAAAGUUACCAUCAGUUCUAUGCACCAAACCAAAAUCAGCUGGACGCUUAUCGCCAACAGCGGCCAGCGUUUUUCCCUGAGCAGCAGUAUGGUGUCCAACAACGCUUUGAGCUCAAUUAUCCAUCUAGGUACAGUCAACCAGGCUUCCAAGUCAAUGGUUACAGUGCCAUGCGUCCACCUCAGCCCAUGAGACACUAUGGUCCUUUUGGCAACAACAGAACCUCAGAUGCCCGGUUCAUUGACACCCUAACAGGAGCACCCUCUGUUCAUGGUGGCAUGGAUUAUACACUUACUGUAAGUAAAGGCAAUCAGUUUGGAGAAUACCCAAGUUCAUACUUGCCUCAGAGUCCACACAUCCCAGGCCGUGAUUCCUUCCCUAUGCAACUUAAUACAGACAUGGCCAUUCCUAAUCCACAGAUGCUCCCAGCUCAAAUCAGCAGUGGCUGUUUAAACCCUGAAACACAGUCACGGUUGGGUCUUCUCAAUGGUGGACAUAUAGCCUCCAAUAUUAAGUCGGAGCCUGGAACGCCUCAGACACCCACAAUCCCCCAAAAACCAGAAAUGUGGUCAGACAACGAGCACAACUUCUUGGAUCCUGAGAUUGGUGGUGUGGCUGUAGCUCCAAGUCAUGGCUCUGUACUCAUUGAGUGUGCAAAACGAGAGCUACAUGCCACAACACCCCUCAAAAACCCAGACCGCAACCACCCAACACGCAUUUCCCUUGUCUUCUACCAGCACAAGAAUCUGAAUGAGGCAAAGCAUGGGCUGGCCAUGUGGGAAGCUAAGAUGGCAGAAAAGGCUCGCGAGAAGGAGGAAGAUGCAGAGAGGAAUGGCGGGGAAGGGACUCCGAGCAAGAGCAGCAAGAAAGGGGGUAAGCGGGAGCAUUCAGAGUCUUCAGAGACUACAGGAGAACCUCCAUACAAGCGUUUCAUAAAGGCACUAAUGGAAGGAUCAUCAUCAUCAUUCACAACUAAUACUCAUGUCAUCACAACUCCAUAUGCAUUCACCAAGGUCACAGGGCCUUACAGUCAGUUUGUGUAGAAAACAACCUCUAAGGAACUUGAAGGUGCUGCAACCCAAACCACAUGCAUCAAAUCCUACUAUCGGCAACCAUGUGAUGGAAAAACAAAUGGGCUACGUUUCUCAACUCUCACACAACCGAGCUUUACUAGUUGAUCCUACUGAGGUAACUAUUGCAAUACCAGAAAAACAGUGGUGCUUUCAGUCUAACACACAAGGAACUUUUUCAGCUGGAAACAAAGUUUCUCUUAAUGGUGGCUUUAUUUUUCUUACAAAAUUUCUAAUAUUUGCAUAAAACACUGACUUUCAAAAGUCUAAGACUCACGGUGCUGAAAAGUAUGCUUAUCACCACUUUCAAAUGCCUUCACACUAAAACCAGAAUACACUCUACAAGAGACUCACAGUUCAUCUACCGGUAACUGUCUAAAAUCACCCGACAUCAUCCAUCAUUUUUAAGAAGUCAGUGUUUCUAAGAGCACUUUUUAAAAAAUUUUUGAGUUUAAUGUUUCAGACAUUAAAUUAAAAAUUACAAUCUGAUCAUGCUGUAUAGCAAAUAUAUACAGGUGCAUCUCAGUAAAUUAGAAUACCUUCAAAGAUGUAAUUUAUUUUAGCAAUUCAGAGCAAAGCAGUUACACCCAUUUAAUAGGUCCAUUACAGAGUGGUGUAUCUGAAGUGUUUAUUUCUGUUGCUUUCAGUGAUUAUGGCUUACUGCAAAUGAAAACUAAUUUAUUAGCUUCUUAGCUUUUCUUCAUAAAAACAAUCAAAAAGUUUUUUCAUAUUGAAAUGUGGGUCUAUGUUAAAGUAUGUCUUUGUUGAGGCUUUUUGCAUAAAUUUCUGCAUCAGUACAGUGUUGCAUUAUGCUGAUUAGACCAUGGCUCUACUGAGGUGCUUACUUAAAUAACAGCUUCCAGCUUUUCUUCUUGUUUGGUGCUUCUGUUGAUAAUACUCCGCUGGUUGUCUAAGAGUUUUAGAUCUGUGAGCAUCUCCUUAAAGCUUGUCAGCAAAGGAAAGCAGGAAGGGACUCGUGACUGUACUGACUUUGGACUUUAUAAAACACAGUUGAUCAAAACCAACAGAUGACUUGGGUCCUCAAAUCAUCACUGAAUGGAAAAUUUACAUUGAAUCUCAAGAGUUUACUCAACGUUUUCCUUCCUCUCAACUUUACAUCAAUUAAUAUUGGAGCAGUUACAUAAGGAACUGUAAAAAGUCUCAAAAGAUCUAAUGAUCAUUUUAAGGUCUUAGUAUUGAUUGUAGCAAACCUUAAAAUCUAACAGUGUGUUUGAGAUUGUUAAUUUGCUCUUUCCCUUAUUUUUGGUUUCAUGAUACUCAUUUUGAAUAAAUGUAUUUAUUGUGUUGUGCUUUUCGGUAAUACAGCUGCACUACUUAAUGUAUCCAUGUAAUGAAGUGGUGUGUAAAAGUUUUAUCUUGAGAGAAAUAUUUGUGCUUGUGAGGCUUUUCUUAUAAACUCUUAUAGCCAUAUAGUCUUUUAAAACAUGUUUCAUACUUUUUGAGAACAUCAGCAAUAUGUUUUAUUAUUAUUUUUAUUGUUAUUGGAGUAGUUACAACAAAGUAGAGAAAAAAGAAAUCAGGCCAAAUAACUCAUUGCUAUCUGAUACCAAGUCAGCAGUACACACCAUCAUUGUGUAAGCCAUUUUAUAUCCAUAUCUGUUUUAAAAACCUUUUUUAUUGGUCUUAUGUAGAAGAAGAUGAAUUUUAUUUUAUUUUUUAUUUGCUGGCAGCCAUAGCAAUCUGAAGUAACAGAAAACUGUGCUAUAUGUCAGACUGUCAAAAUAAAUUUAUGAGUCUGUUUUGAAUUGAUAUAAUUCAAGUUCCCAAUAAUAUUGUAAUUUAUGGAGAUGCAUCUGUUGUACUUAGUUCAAGUACCUGGAAAGAAAAUUAACUUGUCAUCUUAUUGGUGCUUUUAUCACUAUCUGGUGUAAUUUAUACUGUAAACUUGAGCCAUUCAUGUGGUGCAUUCUAAACAUUUUGGGG